AUGAAGAUAACACUUUCAGAUAGUUGUCCAAUUACUCAGACAUUGGAAGCUUUAAAGCUUUCACAAGAGCAAAAUUGGAAAGUUUCGUUACAACGUGUUGUACAGCGAUUACCGUUGCGCUUAACUACUGGUGGAGUUGUUUAUAUUGUAGUAUUGCCGAAAAUCUGCCGGUUCUGGACACUACUAAAUACUACAUUAAAGUGGUUUAUUCAUAGUUUCUUCAUACCUGCGGUUAGCAGAAUUACUAACUCAACAAGAGGUCCCUCAUUUGAAUAA
This is a messenger RNA of Trichobilharzia regenti, 276 nucleotides long. The record is from the annotation of a GenBank genome assembly. Lineage: Eukaryota; Metazoa; Platyhelminthes; Trematoda; Strigeidida; Schistosomatidae.